AUGCUCUCCCUUCCCUUCAUCACCCCACACGGUUCCCAUGAGCUUUGGGAUGGGUCCUCUCAACCAUACCGUUCUUCCUCACCACACAUCGGCCCUGGUGACCAAGUACCCAGCCAUCUCUCCCGCCGCAAUGCCCAGGCCAACACCACCCACCACCGCGGCUUCAUGCCCUCUCGCGGGGCAAAUACCCUCUCCGCACUGGUAAUCGAAGAACGCACCUUGCGCGCGCGGAAACAAAAUAUUGCUACUUUCGGAUACUCCUGGAUUCGACCGGCAGGAUGCGCGAAGACGAUGCUUGGUAUGAAAGAGGCAGAAGCAGAGCGUGAAGAGGCGCUUGCUGCUGCAGAGGCAGAAAUGGCGGCACAGGGUGAGGUAAUGGUAGAUGAUGAGACGGGGAUGCCGCGUCCGGAAGGUGAAGAGGGAGAAGAAGAAGAACAGAUCAUGGAGCGCGAUUUGGACGAUGAGAUCCCCGAUGCGGAUGCCGAGGCGGAGGGUCUUGUUGAGGAAGGAGAGGAAGGGCUUGAGGAGGAAGAUAUCCCCGAUGAAGCAGGGUAUAUGGAGCGAGAUCUGGACGAUGAUAUUCCCGAAGGAUAUCCCGAUGAUGAUUACGGCGAGGAAGGCUUCUACGACGUCGACGAGGAAGAUAAGGGGAAAGGCAUGACUCGCGACCUGGACGACGAGAUCCCGGACGCUGCGGAAGAUGGGUCUGCCCAGGAAGACGAAUGGCAGCACACCGAUACCGAGGAUGAGCUGGACGACGAUGAUGAUGACGAAGGAGACGAGUCAAGUAUUGUCCGCGAUCGAUUUGCAGAGAACUUCCGCACCAGCACGCCCAACACCCACGGCGGCCUCCCUCCACCGCCGGUCCGGCGAGACCGUGAGACAGACGCACAGCGCCGGUUCUUGCAACGCUGGAGUGGGGGAGGCGACGCGCUGGAUUCCAGCAGUAUGCUCUUUGACGACGAUGAUCUCCGUGCCUCAAUCACAAGUCAGGGCAGCCGUCGAAGCGGAUUUGGGCGACGGUUACCGCGACGGGUAGGCGGACCCAGAGACAGCCUUGGUUGA
Penicillium lagena is the source of this 1065-nucleotide messenger RNA. RefSeq lists its product as uncharacterized. Gene Ontology annotation, cellular component: anaphase-promoting complex. Lineage: Eukaryota; Fungi; Ascomycota; Eurotiomycetes; Eurotiales; Aspergillaceae. Gene Ontology annotation, biological process: anaphase-promoting complex-dependent catabolic process. The transcript has 3 exons. The record is from RefSeq and is a predicted model, not a curated record. The coding region runs from base 1 to 1065 and encodes 354 amino acids.